AUGUUCGUGCUACCCCCUCCUCCACGCUAUCCCAUCGGAGGCUACCCAGGCGCGCAACCAGGCCAGCUUAUCGAGACCAACAAUACUCUGACCCAUCCGACGGGUCCAGAGUAUCAGCUUGUUGUUGGAGAAGGAACAUACGUGCUCCGCGACGACCUCCACCUGGCCACGCCCCCGCCGCAUCCGUCUGAAGCUCCCGUUCACAACCCGAAUCCUCUUGCGACGACGAUAUCGCCGCCAACAUCUGGCACCAAGCUUUCACUCGUAGCCCUUGCGCCUCGCCAACCCUCGCAGUCGCAGCUCUACCGCUUCGGCACGCGCACUAGUACUCGCUCGCAGCUUCCGCAGAGCAUACAGGAAUCGCCGCACGAGACAAAUAGCCAAUCGAGUGACGUCGGCUCUCAUGGCGCCAAUGGAAUUGUAUCAUCGCCCUUGGACGGCCUGAAGACACCGGUGUUUGGCGAAGGAAAUGCAGCGCUGUCAGUGCUCAAUGGCAAGGACUCCAAGGAUGCGUCUAAGAGGCGGAAACCCAAGAGCAACAUUGUUAAGAGCAACUCGUCCUUUGUGUCCAGGGUCAUCCCGCACGAAGCUCUGACUAAGCGACUACAAGAACAUAACCCCAAUGGCCUUUAUGCUUUUGCCAACAUCAACCGUGCAUUCCAAUGGCUCGACCUGACGUCGCCCACCAAGGAGGAACAUAUGACUAAGAUUCUGUUUACCAAAGCGCAUGCAUUAUGUCACGACAUCAACCAGAUCACAAAAGGGCCGAACCACCUCGAUAUCAUCAUGGGAUUCUCGACCGGUGACAUCAUAUGGUACGAGCCCAUGUCACAAAAGUAUGCACGCAUCAACAAAAACGGGGUGAUCAAUGCAACAGCCGUAUCGGAUAUACGGUGGCUUCCCAACAGUGAGAACCUCUUUCUGGCGGCGCACAUGGAUGGAAGUCUAGUAGUGUAUGACAAGGAAAAGGAAGAUGCUGUGUUUGUCCCCGAGGAAAACAUGUCUACUUCGGAAGAAGGUUUGACCGACGGGGAGAAGAAACUGAAGAAGCUGUUGACGAUAAAGAAAUCGGUCAAUUCGAAGAACCAGAAAAUGAACCCUGUCUCGUACUGGCAAGUCUCGAGAUCCAAGGUCAACGCGUUUGAGUUUUCUCCAGACCGCCGCCAUCUUGCCAUUGUGUCCGAGGAUGGGUCGUUCAGAAUCAUGGACUUUCUCAGGGAGAAGCUGAUCCACCACUACAUGAGCUACUAUGGCGGCAUGAUGUGUGUCUGCUGGUCGCCCGACGGUCGAUACGUGGUAACCGGAGGUCAAGAUGAUUUGGUGUCAAUAUGGUCCCUGGAGGACAGCAUGCUAGUUGCACGCUGCCAGGGACACAACUCGUGGGUGACGGCAGUGCAGUUUGAUCCAUGGCGGUGCGACGAGCGAAAUUAUCGCAUUGGCAGUGUGGGAGAAGACUGUCGCUUGUUGUUAUGGGACUUUAGUGUGGGCAUGCUGCAUAGGCCAAAAGCGGCUUCGGUAAGACAACGCGGCAGCAUCGCGUCGUCCAACAUCAAGAUGCAACGAACACAAACGGGCAAUUCGACCAACCGCCUACGGUCCAACUCGAACCUUAGCUCGAGCAGCAUGGUUGAGGACGACGAGGUGGUGCAUCCGGUGGAGCCUCGGGCACGCACGGCCAUGCUGCCUCCGGUGCUGGCGAAAGCGGUUCACGAGCAUCCACUCUGCUGGCUGGGAUUCGAAGAAGAUUGCAUCCUCACAUCAUGCAAAAAUGGCCACAUCAGAAUAUGGGAUCGUCCCAAGGAAAGUGCCGCCAACGACGAUAGCAGCAUGUCAGCAAGUGCAAAGACAAGCUCGUAG
Pyrenophora tritici-repentis Pt-1C-BFP is the source of this 1857-nucleotide messenger RNA. Its product is annotated as WD40 repeat protein. Gene Ontology annotation, cellular component: cell tip; nucleus; cell division site. NCBI's taxonomy places the organism in Eukaryota, Fungi, Ascomycota, Dothideomycetes, Pleosporales, Pleosporaceae. Gene Ontology annotation, molecular function: protein binding. Gene Ontology annotation, biological process: carbon catabolite repression of transcription. The record is from RefSeq and is a predicted model, not a curated record.